AUGACCACUCCGAAUACCACCAAUUCCGCCAACCUGAACAACGCAAGCAAUCUCCAAGCCACUGCGCCACCAGGUCAAGAUUCCACCCCUGACCAAAGCUUUGGUGCCACGCCUUCAACAACGAAUUACCAAUCCACCAGCGCUGGGGACAAAACCUCCUACACUUCAUCAGAUCCCACCACGGCCCCGGGCGCCAGCUCCGCCAGCAAGAUCGCCGGAGAUCUGAAGGGAAUGGCCCAGGGUGUAGCCGGAUCUGUACAAGCCGCAGUGGGCACCACAUUCGGCCAGAAAGGCAUGGCAGACAAAGGGUUCGAGAAGAUGUCUGAGGAAGACGCACGUUUAGCCGCCAAGUCUGGAAAACCACCCGUCGGGACAGAGCAGAGGAGUAAGGUCCUUGAGCCCGGGCAAGUCGGAGGGGCCGAGACGGGGAACAGGGUGUAA
Cladophialophora carrionii CBS 160.54 is the source of this 441-nucleotide messenger RNA. RefSeq lists its product as uncharacterized. The coding region runs from base 1 to 441 and encodes 146 amino acids. The transcript has a single exon. The record is from RefSeq and is a predicted model, not a curated record. Lineage: Eukaryota; Fungi; Ascomycota; Eurotiomycetes; Chaetothyriales; Herpotrichiellaceae.